AUGUCCUCAUACAACACGUCGUUUCAGCCCGGAGAGGCCGUGGCCCCGUGCUGCAGCACAACGACGCUGCUCAGCGCGUUGGCGGCAUCCUUCGCCUGCUGCUUCUUCCUCGUCGUCAUCUUCCUCUGCCUGCGCUUCCUCCACCUUCGCCGCACGCGGCGCCACAGCGCACAGCCCCUGCAAGGGCAGCCCCAGGCCCCACAGCCCAAGCACGGCCUCGACGCCGCCACCAUCGCGCUCUUCCCGUCCUUUCCGUACCGGCGGGACAGCUCGGCAUCGGCGCCGGACGAGUGCGCCGUGUGCCUCAGCGCGGUCGACGAGGGGGAGACGGUGAGGCAGCUCCCGAGCUGCAAGCACCUGUUCCACCAGGAGUGCGUCGACGUCUGGCUCCUGUCCAACGCGUCGUGCCCGGUCUGCCGUGGGAAGGUCGAGCGGGCCGCGGGCGCCGAUCAGCACGAGAGAGCUGCGGCAUCAGCAGCCGUCGUGCCAAUUGAGAUGAUGGACGAUGAAACGCCGUCGACGUCAGAGCCGUCCGUGCCGGAGCGGCCGGGCUGGUUUGGCGGGCGAGCCUCCGGCUCCCGCUCCGGCCAGGAAACGGACUUGGAGCGGCAAUAGCAGUCAUUGCCCGGGGAGUCCAGCUCUCCUAGAUAUGAUUGCGCGAUCUG
Molecule: messenger RNA, 665 nt
Organism: Triticum aestivum (bread wheat)
Lineage: Eukaryota; Viridiplantae; Streptophyta; Magnoliopsida; Poales; Poaceae
Product: RING-H2 finger protein ATL39-like
Exons: 1
Coding region: 1-615 (204 amino acids)
Source: RefSeq, a predicted model, not a curated record